UGUCGUAGAAGGACAAAACUGCAAUAAACAUUGGAAAGAGCCAGGUGUCAGUCCGGACCUACUGCAGUCCACCACUAAGACCAGCCAGCAACCCAACCCCAAAAAGAACCACUUUCUGCAACAUGGAUCGUCUGGCGCAAGAGAUCACCGCUCACUUGGCCUCCAAAGGCCUCCAUCCUACGCAUGAUUGGCUUUCUAACUUCAUGAGUACUGUCCGGCAAUCCACAGCUCUGGCAGCCAUUAAACAAACGGCUCUCUUCCGUCUUCUUGCCUCCGACAUCACGCAAUCUCUUCGGCGCAGUCAGUCUAGUAUGUUUCCUGGCGAUAUCCUCAACGGAACGAUCAAAGAGCGUGUAUUACCCGGGCCCAUAGUCGUCCAGGUCAUCGAAAUCGAAGACAUUGGGCGUUCCUGCUGGAGCCAAGUCGAGGCUUUGGAGGCCGCAGAGCGCGGCGAGAUGACCAAGGGCCGCGAAGUCAUCCGCGUCGUACCAGACGAGCAAGGUACCGGCGGCCCGACGCAAACUGCAGCAGAUGAAGUUAACGCGGGAAACGGACCGCACAAGCUGUUGCUGAUGGACGUUUCGGGAACGCGCGUGUAUGCGUUGGAGUUGUUUGCCGUGAACGGCAUAGGCUUGCGCAUAAACAUUGGCGCGAAACUGGUCCUGCGGAAUGUGGUGGUCGCUCGGGGAUUGGUGUUGCUGGAGCCGAAGACGACGACGUUCGUUGGCGGCAAAAUUGACGCCUUGCACAAGGCAUGGAUCGAGGGAAGAAAGGAGAGGUUGAAAGCAGCGGCGGGUAUGGCGAAUUGA
Molecule: messenger RNA, 809 nt
Organism: Aplosporella prunicola CBS 121167
Lineage: Eukaryota; Fungi; Ascomycota; Dothideomycetes; Botryosphaeriales; Aplosporellaceae
Exons: 1
Coding region: 123-809 (228 amino acids)
Biological process (GO): resolution of meiotic recombination intermediates; double-strand break repair via homologous recombination
Cellular component (GO): RecQ family helicase-topoisomerase III complex; nuclear body
Source: RefSeq, a predicted model, not a curated record